AUGAACUUGCAAAACAACUGUGCAUCUGACGAGCAGGUCUCUUCUCACGCCACUACAAACAACUUUAGCAAUAUCAUCAACUCAACCGCAUCGUCAUCUUCAAAUGGAGAUGCAACAGGGUCCAGAACAGGCUCAAGACACGCCACGCCUUCCUACUCGAGACAAGGAUCUCCUUCACUACUACCUCCCCACUCGUCCAUCAAGUCAACUAUAGUUACAGACUCUGCACCAAAUGAUUUGCGAACGCAAACACUUGAGUUACCACCUUCUCCAGCAUCGAAUUCACCACAGCUACAACCACCAGAUCAUUUAACAGAAUCAGCAAUGGCAGCUUCGGCAGAGUCAACUUCUGCAAUACCGUCCUCCUCUGGCAGUCCCCCUCAAGAUGUUUCCGUUGUCACGCCGUUCUUGGUGAAACACAUUAGUGAUCAAAAUCUUAUACCAAAGGAUAAUUUUCACAAGUAUUGUUAUCGCCAUAACCCAGAUAUAACAUGCAACAAGCGAACCGAUGAAGUGAAAAUGAAGAAAUUGCAGGAGAAGUUGGAAAAUCUACCCAAUAGAGACCAAGAAGCUAUAAGUCACGUUUGGUCUAUUUUUAGUGCCGCACCCGAACAUCAUCGCAAAUUGAUUCUUCAAGGAAUAUUGACCCAAUGUUGCUUUCCACAAUUGUCAUUUGUUUCCCAAGAAGUGGCCUCAUUGAUCAAAAUUGAUUUUAUUUCAACGUUGCCACAAGAAAUUGCCUUGCGAAUUCUUUGUUACUUGGAUUGCAAUAGUCUUUGUAAUGCUGCACAAGUUUCACGUAAAUGGAAAACAUUGGCUGAUGAUGAUCGUGUUUGGCAUCACAUGUGUGAACAGCAUAUCGAUCGUAAAUGCCCAAACUGUGGAUGGGGACUUCCCUUGAUGCAUAUGAAGCGAGCAAGAGAUAUGACUGAGGAGGAGAUCAAACCAAUUAAGAGGAACGAGGAUGCUGUACGUGAGACAGCAGAUGUGGUCACACAACAACAGCAGCAACCGCAACCGCAACCGCAACCACAACAGCAACCACAGCGCUCUAGUGAUGAACCCGAUUGUAAGAAACUCAAACUAGAUUCAAAACCAGCCACUACACCACCUGUACUCAAAAAACGCCCUUGGAAAUCAGUCUAUUCGGAAAGGUUCAAGUUGGAAAAAAACUGGCGAAAGGGGGCUUACAAGUUGAAGUCCUUCAUUGGCCACCAGGAUGGUAUUACAUGUCUACAAUUCAAUCGUAAAUAUUUAAUGACUGGAUCAUACGACUCGACAAUCAAGAUUUGGAAAAUUGAAACUGGUGAAUGUGUCAAGACACUAAGCGGACACACAAAGGGAGUACGAUCAUUAGUAUUUGAUAAUCAGAAAUUAAUCACUGGCGGGUUAGAUUCAACAAUCAAAGUAUGGAAUUAUCAUACUGGCCAAUGUAUUGCCACCUAUAGAGGACACGAUGAUGCUGUUGUUUCGGUUGAUUUCUCCAACAAGUCCAUAGUCUCGGGGUCUGCUGAUAGUACAGUUCGCGUGUGGCACGUUGAUUCAAGAACAUGCUAUACAUUACGUGGCCAUACUGAUUGGGUCAAUUGUGUCAAGAUUCAUCCCGGCUCAAACACAAUCUUCAGUGCUAGUGACGACACGACUAUUCGGAUGUGGGAUAUGAAUACUAAUCAAUGUCUCAAGAUUUUCGGUGGAAUGGAGAAUAAUGGACAUAUAGGCCAAGUUCAAUCUGUGAUUCCAUUGACUUAUAAAGAUGAGUUGAUUGAGGACGCAAGUGACGGUGAAAGUGAGCAUGAGAAUAAGCAGAGCGGUAAUGAUAGUCGAACACAAUCGCAGUCACAAACACAUCUGCAAGCUCACCAACAUUCGCAACCUCAAACCACCACGCCCUCCUCCACGUCCUCCUCACCUUCACAACCAAUACGGAACUUGGUCCCAGCUACAAACUCCUUCCCCACCCACAUCCUCAGCUCCUCCCUCGACAACACCAUCAAACUAUGGGACGUGGCCACCGGGAAAUGCAUCCGAACCCAAUUUGGCCACAUUGAAGGAGUAUGGUCCAUUGCCGCUGACACAUUUAGAAUCAUUAGUGGUGCCCAUGAUCGAAUGAUUAAAGUGUGGGAUCUCCAGAAUGGGAAAUGCUUGCAUACAUUUGGUAAUGCCGCUAGUGUGUCUUGUGUAGCUUUGAGUGAUUCAAAGUUUGUGCUGGGUUUGGAGAAUGGUGAAGUCAAGAUGUACUGCUUUGACUAG
Messenger RNA from Lodderomyces theae, 2250 nucleotides. Its product is annotated as ubiquitin-binding SDF ubiquitin ligase complex subunit. Gene Ontology annotation, molecular function: protein binding. The record is from RefSeq and is a predicted model, not a curated record. The transcript has a single exon. NCBI's taxonomy places the organism in Eukaryota, Fungi, Ascomycota, Pichiomycetes, Serinales, Debaryomycetaceae. The coding region runs from base 1 to 2250 and encodes 749 amino acids.